This is a messenger RNA of Papaver somniferum (opium poppy), 1300 nucleotides long. Its product is annotated as anthranilate synthase alpha subunit 2, chloroplastic-like. The record is from RefSeq and is a predicted model, not a curated record. Bases 51 to 803 code for a protein of 250 amino acids. Gene Ontology annotation, biological process: L-tryptophan biosynthetic process. The transcript is spliced from 3 exons. Gene Ontology annotation, molecular function: zinc ion binding. NCBI's taxonomy places the organism in Eukaryota, Viridiplantae, Streptophyta, Magnoliopsida, Ranunculales, Papaveraceae.
UCGAAAAGAAAGAAAAAUAGAAUAGCCCUGCAAAUCCAUUUACACAAGAAAUGAAAUCUCUAAUCAUUUCAACGACAUUAUCAGCUCAUCCGUCAUCUCUUCAUAGUCAUUGUCAUCGACUAUCACCUGUAUCAUUUCCAGUUACAAACUCCGUUCCCAUUGUUACCGGGUUUAGUACUUCUCAUAAUCAACCGAGUCUCUUCCGACACUACCAACGUUCAUCAACCGUACUAAAAUGCCGUGUCUCAACUAUUGUUUCUCCUCCAGCAAUAGAUGAUGAUGAUAAGUUCAAGUUUAUGGAAGCGGCAAAGAAAGGCAACUUGAUACCGCUCCACCGCUGUAUAUUCUCGGAUCAAUUGACUCCAGUACAGGCUUACAGAUGUCUAGUUAAAGAAGAAGAUGACAGGGAUGCUCCUAGUUUCAUUAUGGAAUCUGUCGAACAGGGUUAUGAAAAUACACAAGUUGGGCGAUAUAGUUAUGUUGGAGCUCAGCCAACAAUGGAGAUAGUAGCUAAAGAGACCUCUGUAACUAUAAUGAAUCAUAUCAAAGGGAUCAAAACAGAGAAGAUAGUUGAGAAUCCAAUGGAAAUCCCAAAGACAUUAAUGGAAGAAUGGUCUCCACAGCUACUUGAUGAACUUCCUCGGGCCUUUUGCGGCACUAGAAGGUGUAGAAGAAGUAGAUGGUACCUUCCUUUUAGAUCCAACAUCAACUGCAGCGGAGGAGGAUGGUGCAGUUGCCUUACACUUUUUCUGGGAACCAGCUGUAGAAGAAGAUGGUGUAGUAGCAGCUUCCUUACCCUUUGAAAAUGGUGGUACAUCAGCAGUAGCAGUCUUUGAUGCAGAUGUUGUUGCAGUAGUUGGUGCAGACAAGGCCUUCCUCAUCUUCUUUGUUGGUGCAGCAGUAAUACAAAACUCAUCUCCAUUAACAGAACAUUCCAUUCUAACUCCUUUCUUCUUUGGAUUAGAACCAACUGGAGGACCUUGACAGGUAAGGAUGUUAUGAUCAAGACCUUUACAUACACUGCACUUUGUUACUCUUUUGGGCUGCUUGUUCUUCUCAUACCAAGACUUCUUUCUCUUGACACAAGGUCUUCCCUUAUCUCUCAAUCUGUGUGGAUGUAGAAUGUUGAUACCAGUCUGCAAACAAAAUAGAAGUUAGUAAACUUUAAAUGCACAGAUCUAGAGAAUAAAAAGAAUCCAUAAUAAUAAUACAAUAAAGUAAAAGUACAAAAGUAGAUAAUAUUAUUCAAUGAAAAGAUUCUCAAAACAAAUUUUUUUUUUUGAAAUCAGACAAUGGAAAA